AUGAUAUUGCAGCUCCGGCGUCCAGCCGCCGAAAACUCGCCGGCCACCGCGAAACCCCCGUAUCCGCCGCCGGAGAGGGCCGAGUCGGCGGCGAAAUCGUGGGCGGAUCACCCAGACUACAGGCGGUGGAAGGACAGGGAGGAGGAGAUCCUGAAGGAUAUCCAGCCUAUUACGAUCCUCACCAAAUACAUCCUUCAUUCCGAUAGAUAUAUGGAUGGGGAAUGUCUAUGCCCUGAUGAUGAGAAAGAAGUUGUUGAGAAGCUUCUUGCUUAUCAUCCACGUUCAGAAGAUAAAAUUGGUUGUGGACUUGCUUCUAUUAUGGUUGAUCGACACCCAACAUUCAAAAAAUCAAGAUGCCUUUUUGUUGUGAGGACUGAUGGUGUCUGGAUAGAUUUUUCAUACCAGAAAUGCCUUCGAGCAUACAUUCGAGAGAAGUAUCCAUCUUAUGCAGAGAAAUUCAUCCGAGAACAUUUCAAACGUACUUGAAGGUUUCAGGUGAGGAUAAGCAGAAUUAGUCCUUACAUUCAAGCCUUUAUUCUAGCUGUGCUCCUUUAGCUCUUGCCAGUAUUAUGAGUUCAUGUUGCCUUUUGCUCAUCUUCAGCUCUUGGAUUGAGAAAUCGCAACGAUCUAUUGGCACAGCAAGAUAAUGCAAUGUAGAGUUUUUAAUAGUAGCGAUUCAAGCAUGAAUGAGUCGAGCUCUAGAAUUCUUAGUGUAGGAAACUUGGUGUUUAUAGUGGAAAUUACGAGUCUUCUGCUGCGUAUGAUAUUUAGUUUGUGAAUGUGACCAAUGUGAAGUUUUUAAUAUAGUAGAAAUUCAAGUAUGAAUGAGCCAAGCCCUAGAAUUCCUAGUGUAGAGAACUUGGUGUUUAAAGUGGAAAUUAUGAAUCUUCUACCGUGUAUGAUACUUAGUUUGUAGAUGUCACAAAACUUGCAAUCAUACUCAUGUUAGUAGUCCACAUACUGUCA
Molecule: messenger RNA, 966 nt
Organism: Asparagus officinalis (garden asparagus)
Lineage: Eukaryota; Viridiplantae; Streptophyta; Magnoliopsida; Asparagales; Asparagaceae
Product: protein DCL, chloroplastic
Exons: 4
Coding region: 1-486 (161 amino acids)
Biological process (GO): chloroplast rRNA processing; chloroplast organization
Cellular component (GO): chloroplast
Source: RefSeq, a predicted model, not a curated record